ACGAAUCAAUCUCCAAUCAUUACAAAAGAUCUCUGAUAAUUCAAUUAUUGCAUUAUCAAAUUAUUGCAAAAAUUUAGUUUCAAUAAAUUUAAGUAAUUGUUCUUUGAUUACUUGUAAGGCUUUAGAAAGCAUUCUGAUUGCUAAUAAGAACAAUUUGGAGGAAUUGAUCAUUCAUAAUAUGAAAUCAAUUCCGAUACUUGAAAGUUCUAUUAUUGAGCUACUCAUUAGAUGUAUUAAUUUAAAAACACUUUCGAUUAGUCUUGGUUACAUCAUUCCUACAUCAUUCGCCAAUCUCUCUUUUGGAUCCUCUUCAAAGUCUCCACCACCAUACACUUCUAAAUCCCCCGGUAAUGACGCACAAUUAAUACUUGAUCGGUUUGAACAAUUCCAGAAUUUACAAGUGCUGUUGAUUCACAAUGUACCGGAGCACACAUCAACAGAAUUUUUAUGGGAUUUGUUUGAGAAAUGUGGAAGAUAUGGUAAUUGCACGUUAAAGGACGUUAAAAUUUAUAGGAAAAGCUAUGAAAGUGAUUUUAUUCUGGGUGGAUAUGCUAAGGUUAAGCAAGCUGGUGAAAUAAAUCAAGAAUCCGUUAAUACUUUUAAUAAAAAUCAUUUAAAUGGUCCAAAGAUUAA
Molecule: messenger RNA, 633 nt
Organism: Racocetra persica
Lineage: Eukaryota; Fungi; Glomeromycota; Glomeromycetes; Diversisporales; Gigasporaceae
Source: the annotation of a GenBank genome assembly